CCCCGGGAACAUUCCUGAUGUUGGAGUGACAUGGCCAGACAGAGAACUUGAGCUAAACCCGCCUCUAGUCAAGCUUUGACUUGCUAUACUACGUGGGGGUUGCUGAAAAUUCAGAUUUGCCAUAGCAUAUGAUAGACCUGUGACAAAGAAAUGUCUACAUUACCAUAAUUUUCUGAAAGAACUUCCUAUUCAAUUAACACAAUCACUUCAGAAGUAGAGAUAAGUUAAAAUGCACACAUCGUGUCAAGUUGCAAAAACUAAUCAACUCACAACACAGUAACAACUCAAGAGUAUCUGUCAGCAAAGAGUGCUGUGUACUGAACUGUGUUUUUCGCGAAUUGUAACUCUUUGUUACUGUCUCUUCAUUGCAGUAACUAGGUAUCGGAGUAAACAAAAUUGAAGCGAACGUAUUUUUUCAAAUUAUACGUUCUACAAUUAACAGAAACAAAGAAGAAAAGCACUGUUAUCUUAAGUUACAUGGACAAAAUAUACGCAUACAUAAAAAAAUUGAUAAAAAAUCACGAUCACCACACUUCUUUUAAAACGUAUUCACAAAAGUAUAGAACACUCGCGGAAAAUCUACGUAAUAACUUACGAAUAAAAGAGCAAUUCCGCCUUAUAUUUUUCUUGGCAACAAAUAAUAGGGAAAAUAGAUUUCUGCCAUAUUAGCAACCUGAAUGCCAUCUAAUAAAAUCCAAAUGAGAAUCAACAUUCAUUUCAGUUCGUUUAAUUAAGGUCAAGGAAAUCCUUUGUAAAUGUUAAACAGAUUUCACAAAAUAAAAUAAUAAGAUUUUUAAUUAUAAGUUUUAUUCGACAUAAGCAAAUUCAAAUAUUUCCCUUAUUAUUGAACAUUUUCACUUCCGUAGUAUCACGAGCGAUCAUAUGAUCAUCAGAUCGUCUGGUGCAGCAGUGUAUGCGGAGUGUGAGCUUUGAAGUUUGAAAUAAUCGUUAUUUCAUUUUUGAAGCCGUAGGGCACCUUCUUUUAAAACACCUCAUCUUACAUUUUAUCUGCUGCAAAAUGGCUUUGAGCGAUGCGGAUGUACAAAAGCAGAUUAAACAUAUGAUGGCCUUCAUCGAACAAGAGGCCAAUGAAAAAGCUGAAGAAAUCGAUGCCAAAGCUGAGGAAGAAUUCAAUAUUGAAAAAGGACGUCUUGUGCAGCAGCAACGUCUCAAAAUAAUGGAGUUUUAUGAAAGGAAAGAGAAGCAAGUGGAACUGCAAAAGAAAAUUCAGUCUUCCAACAUGCUGAAUCAGGCUCGACUAAAAGCAUUGAAAGUUAGAGAAGACCAUGUGCGUAACGUUUUAGAUGAUGCUCGAAAACGUUUGGGAGAUGUGACUGCAAAUCCAAGCCAGUAUCAAAAAGUACUGCAGCAGUUAAUUAUUCAAGGCCUUUUUCAGUUGCUGGAACCCAAUGUGACACUUCGCGUUCGGCAAGUGGAUCGCUCUCUUGCUGAGGCUGCUGUUGUAAUAGCACAACAGGAAUAUGAAUCGAAGACAAAUCGCAAAGUCCAGGUUAAGAUUGAUUCUGAUACAUAUCUUCCUGCUGAGACAACUGGAGGGGUUGAACUUCUGGCACAACAGGGACGUAUAAAAAUUGUGAACACAAUGGAAGCAAGGCUGGAUCUUAUUGCUCAGCAGUUAGUGCCUGAGCUCCGAUCAGCGCUGUUUGGCAAGAAUCCCAAUCGCAAAUUUACAGAUUAGAUGGUCUUAUCUGAACUUUCCACACAUUCCAGUUUGAUCCCUGAGUAGAUUCCAGGUUGUGACACCCUGUUGUCUCCUAUGUGUAUGUACUGUAGUGGUUGUACAACUGUUGAAUGUUAUAUAUAGCAAGUCUUGUUGUUUCGAUAGUCAAUGGCUUCAUUGUUUCAAAGAAAUUAAAAUAAUAUUUUCCUUGUUAAUAGUGUGUACACAUACUCAGUGCUAAACUUUGUAAGAUACUUGCAAUAAUAUCAUUUGUGGAAGUGUAUUAGUUUGCUUUCAAGAAGAGAUUGUAUAACAAGUAAUUCAUAUUACAAAAUUAAUACCCUCCAAAUCGGAUUGCACUGCUAAAUAUAGCACAGACCUUUUUUGGCAUGCUGUAUUGUCAGAUUUCCAUCUUGCCAGGUAACCAGCAAAUGUGCUAUAUUUGAUAAUGUAAAUGUAUUACUGAGUGAGCAAAUUCUUUUAGAUAAUCUGUACUUUAUUUUGCCUUAAACAAAAAUGUGGUGUAUAGUUGGUGUAGGUAUUAUCAAAGUGUUCAGUACACAGAUUUGUUCAUUUAGUUGUAAAUAUGUACAUGGCAAAAGGGACAUACUGUAUCAAAAUAAACUAUUGCUGUUAAACAUAGAAAAGUUGUUACUGAUAAAAACAAUUCAAGACUAAAAUUUCCUACUAAACUUGUAUUUAACUUUGUAAAUAAGUCUAUUUAGAUAUUAUGCAAUUCAUAUAAAUUAUGUAAUUAUGUUUUUGUAUUUGUGUAUAUAUACUUGUGUAUAUCUGCUGUUUAGUUUAUUAGAUCUGAUCAAUUGGCUCUAGGAUAACUUCAAAGAAAAACAAUUAUCUCUGCAGAUCCUUCUUUUAUUUGAAACAAAAUUUUUAAAAGUAGAUACAUAAAAAAUAAUGAUUUUCUCAAUCGUCACACAAUAAAGAGUAACAUAAGCAAACAAUAUUCUCAAGUUAAUUUUAUCUAUUAUAUUAAAGUGACUGUAUGUAUUCUUGUUUUACAAAAAACUUCUGAACCACCGCAGCAAUUGCUUUAAAAUUUUUUGAACACUUACUAAUAGCGGAGGAAAAUUCUAGCAAGUUACGAUUUAAAAAACUUGUGUAAAAUGUGUUUUUUAAACAAAAUUUAGUUAAAUAGCUCUAGAUAAUGUACUUGUUGGGCAUGCAAACCAUUGUGAAAUUGUGGAGGCUAUCAUGGCACAAUCUUUGAGGGAAUGGAAGGUAGAUAUUGCCAUAAUACGCUAACAGAUACUGCAAUGAUCUGUUGUUGAAAUCACACCUCAACAAAAUUGCAAAUUAGAUAUGUGGAAAUCACCUGUUCUGACAUAAUAGCUAGAUGUUAGUUUUGUAUGGGUGAAAAUAGAUGGAGUACGUCUGUAACUGCUAUAUUUGAUGAAUUAAGCAAUUCCUUGACCCUUUAGACUUUUAUACACCAGGACUCAUGAUAGUGGGUGAUUUCCCUAUGUGGGUCGUGGAGCUAGUGGUUUGACAAAGAACUGACUAGUUGACCUACACUGGAACUUUUCUCCCUAUUGAACAGUGCUCUUCAACAGUAAAGACGCGAGUUCGUGUGAAAGCUUGCCAAGAAGUCAAGUACCGUGGAGAGACAGUGAUCACUACACUCAAAGUAAUUGCCUAGCAAGUCUGAACAAAGUGCUAAAUCAAAAAAUGUUGGAUCGAGAUAUAAAGGAAGAUGGAAAACCAAAGCGUUUAAGUAUUUGACCUUUAAAGAAGAUAAUACCAUUAGCGACGGCACAAAGACUGGCCAAGAGUUGGGUAACGAGUUUGCAAUGCAACUUUGCCCAAGCGAAGAACCGACCAAAAAUCGACGUUCCACUGUUAACUAGUGGAAGGAAGAUAUAGCUCAUCUGCGUCGACGCCAACUUCCAGCUCGGAAAUUUUACCAGCGAUCUCGUGGCAAGCGUUUGUGCCUUUUGCCAGAGCAGUUAAUAACUUGAACGAAAUCGCUGAAGAUCGCAAUCCGGAAAAGUAACGCUGGCGAAAUGGACAAAAGAUUGAAGCGGGGCAAGUCUAGAAAGUCACAUCAACACAUCCAACCAGCGCAAAACACUUCUUCUCAGAAUUGUGACUCCCCCCCCCCCCCCAGCGAGCCAACUAAGAUAUUGCCGCUGAAGUCAGAAAUGAGUGAUCAAACUGUAAUUCUUUGCAUGCUAUAUGACCACGAGCG
Messenger RNA from Gryllus bimaculatus (two-spotted cricket), 3887 nucleotides. Lineage: Eukaryota; Metazoa; Arthropoda; Insecta; Orthoptera; Gryllidae. The record is from the annotation of a GenBank genome assembly.